Phoenix dactylifera (date palm) is the source of this 781-nucleotide messenger RNA. Its product is annotated as light-regulated protein, chloroplastic-like. Gene Ontology annotation, cellular component: chloroplast. The record is from RefSeq and is a predicted model, not a curated record. Lineage: Eukaryota; Viridiplantae; Streptophyta; Magnoliopsida; Arecales; Arecaceae.
CAACUUCCUUAUCCUGCCACAAAUAUCUUGCCAUCCUAUGGAGAGCGAUGGGUUCCUUAUCCAAUCCCACCAACAUGCCCUCUUAAACAGCAAUAGCUCCAUCUCAAGAGUCAUCUAAAGGAACCCCAAGAGCCAUCGAUCAGGAUGCAAGCAGCAGCAGCAGUGUGUCUCCCAGGGCCAUCGCCAUUCAAAGGCACCAAGAGCUUGGUGACAAGGAGAUCAUCAUCCAGGCCUUGUAGAACAGUCCUCUGCCCUCGAGCCAUGGCUUCAGCUACCCCUGAGACCUCCACGGUCGACUACAGCUCCUCAUCUUCUGUCUUUCCUGCAGAAGCCUGUGAAACAAUUGGUGGAGAAGCAUGCGACGUGGAGAUGUUUCCUGAAGUGAAGCCUGCAGCUCCAGCCAGCAAUACUGGAGCUAAAGCGAGUUCAGAAGAGGUCGAGCGAGAGUAUGUGGAGUACAACGAGCCAAAAACGGUGUUCCCUGGUGAAGCAUGUGAUGAUCUUGGAGGGGAGUUCUGCGAACCAGAAUACCAAAAGGGCGUUUACGAGGACACAGCCCAGAUAAAAGAAUAGAGUUUAAAUUCAUGCUCUCUGUAUGUGAGAAUGCUAGAAUCAAGAAAAGAAAUAAAGGCUUUCAUGGUAUGCAUCUCUGUCUGUGUUCAUGUAUCAUGGAGGUCAGAUAUGGCUAUUUGGUUUCAAAAGUUAAUGGAUAUAUCGAGUUUCCUUACAUUCAAAUUCAUGAGUUAUAGAACACUAAAAGCCUGCAUUUUAUGCCUACCUA